AUGCCAGCCACAAUGGAGAAGUGUUCCCGUAUAGCAGUCCUUGGGGCCCGGAAGGUCGGUAAAACAUGCCUGAUAAAGCAGAUACUGAAAAGAGGCUUCAGAGAAAAGGAUGACCCAAACACAGAGAGAAUGUUCAGGUAUGACAUUCACACAUCUAAGAACAAAUACACCAAAUUGGAGAUUCUGGACACGGCAGGCGACUUCGAGUACCUGGACCUCCUCAAAGAAGCGGUAAAGACCAGCCAUGCUUUUGCACUGGUAUUUGACCUUGAUAAUGCCAUGCAGACUUUCAGAGAGAUCGAAGCUUUACGACAACUGAUUCUUGAAGAGAAGCGAGAACAAGUUCCUAUUAUUGUUGUUGGUAACAAAUCGGACUUGAUACAAGAAGACACUAUCGAUAACAAAGUUAUUGAUGCUAUUGUUUCUAUUGACUGGGGCUGUACCUAUCUUACAACAUCAGCCAAAUGUGAUGUAAACGUUUCAGAUGUAUAUAGCGCUGUAUGUAAAGAACUUAAUAUUGUAAUUGAACCAAGGCCAGAUGAAAACGAAGUUUGUAGGGAAGUCAAAAAACAGAAUGCAAAACCUUGGCAGCGCAUAUCUUUACGCAGAAGACGUUUUUCUGUAAAAUCAUUUUAA
Saccostrea cuccullata (small rock oyster) is the source of this 636-nucleotide messenger RNA. RefSeq names its product ras-related protein Rap-2a-like. Gene Ontology annotation, cellular component: plasma membrane. Gene Ontology annotation, biological process: signal transduction. Bases 1 to 636 code for a protein of 211 amino acids. Lineage: Eukaryota; Metazoa; Mollusca; Bivalvia; Ostreida; Ostreidae. The record is from RefSeq and is a predicted model, not a curated record. The transcript has a single exon. Gene Ontology annotation, molecular function: GTPase activity; GDP binding; GTP binding.